Messenger RNA from Porites lobata, 739 nucleotides. The record is from the annotation of a GenBank genome assembly. NCBI's taxonomy places the organism in Eukaryota, Metazoa, Cnidaria, Anthozoa, Scleractinia, Poritidae.
AUGCGAAUUUUGUUGCUGUCCUUGAAAAAAACAGUUCCGUCGCUAACUUGCCUAUUUAAAAGUGCAUCAAAACAGGAAACUUUUGCCGUUGAAGCCUCGUUCUAUAGGCACAACGAAAGUUACCAACGGCGCUUUGCAUACUUUAUAGCUUCCUGUGUUCUUCCACAACGUCUUGACAAUAUUCCAUUCUUUGUGAACAUUUCCGCAACAUUAGCGGAACGAAGCGAGAGUAAUGCAUGGUCUUUCCAGUUCGUUCUAUCGGUGAUGAGAAAGGCAGAAUUCAAAAGAAAUAUGGCAUUUGUAUCCCUCCUGUUCACGGUGAAAUCUCUGUUGGAAACAUUAUUGAGUUUUUAGAACUCACGCAGAUUUUGGGCGCUUCACAUUUUACAUUUUACGAUUUAUCAAUGUCUGAGAGUGUGCGAAACGUCUUGAAUUAUUAUCAAGAUCUAGGUUUAGUGAGUGUCUUCCCAUGGAAUUUACCCUUGUACAUUGGAAAAAACGAUUUGUACUAUUUUGGUCAACCAUCGGCCAUCUGGGAGUGUUUGUUUCGCUCUAUGCGACAUUUCGACUUUGUUGCGCUUCAUGACUUGGAUGAAUUCAUUGUACCCGUUCGCCAUGAGAACAUAACCGCAUUGUUAGGUACAUUCAUAAGGAAAACCAUUGUGGACACUGGUUUGAAAGCGUCCUUUUGGAUCCUUCAACAGACCAAAACGGAUCACAUUUAAUUAGUGCAUCGUAG